ACAACUAGACCGUAGUACUAAGUAGACACUCAACUAAUUAAUUACAAACUAAUUAAAAUCGAUUUUAAUUGUAUUUCCAGAAAACUUUAAUCAGCGCCAACACCUUAAGAACCGGACCAGAAAAGAAAUUUCCUUCCCAAAACGAACCCCAAACUUCUAGAACGAAAUCUGUUCCAAUCGCAUCGCGUUUCCUCCUCCAGAAACGAAAACGCCGAGGGCAAAAUCGGAAACACGCAGUCUUGAAAAUUCGCGGGGCUUUUAGUCCAAAGAUAAAAUGACCAUAAUACCCCCACAGCUCAGAGUGCUCGUGCAUGCCGAUGAGUUCCCAACAGUCCUCAUUUCUCUCCAAGUCUGUUAGGAUUUCUGGUUAAAUCAAAACUCUCGGAAGUAAAAGAUCCCUAAAAAAAAAUUAACAGAGAGAGAGAGGGUGAGUGAUCGGACGGUCGAGAUCGGCCGCAGGUGGUGAGGCAGAAACAAUGGCGGCGGCGUCGAACGGGAGCGAGUACUUCGAGAUAGAGGCGGGGAACGAGUCGUUCGCUCGGCCUUCGAAUGCCGAGUCGGUAGCGGAGGACGAGGAGGAGCUGAUGUGGGCGGCGAUCGGGAGGUUGCCGUCGCAGAGGCGGUCGAACACGGCGCUGGUGAGGAAGAGGGAGUCCGAUGAAAGAAGCGGUGGCGAAAAGGUGGAGACGGUCGACGUGAGGAAGCUGGAUCGGUUCAAUCGGGAGCUCGUCGUCAAAAAAGCGUUGGCCACUAACGAUCAAGAUAACUAUCUCUUGCUCUCCGCUGUUAAAGAGCGUCUCGAUAAAGUGGGAUUGGAGGUCGCAAAGGUUGAAGUACGGUAUGAUAAUCUGAAAGUGGUGGCAAACGUUCAGACUGGAUCAAGAGCCUUGCCUACUCUAAUCAACUAUACUCGUAAUGCUUUAGAGGGUAUUUUAACUGGUUUGAGGAUAUUUCGACCUAAGAGACAUUCUUUAACCAUUUUGAACAACAUUAGAGGCGUUGUUAAACCCGGAAGGAUGACAUUGCUUUUAGGUCCUCCAGGUUCUGGAAAAUCCACUUUGCUUUUGGCUCUUGCAGGAAAACUUGACCCCAACUUAAAGAAAAGCGGUACCAUUACCUACAAUGGCCAUAAGCUCAACGAGUUUUGCGUUCAAAGAACUGCAGCUUACAUCAGCCAAACAGAUAAUCAUAUUGGAGAACUGACCGUAAGAGAAACAUUGGAUUUUGCAGCUAGAUGUCAAGGUGCAAGCGAAGGCUUUGCAGCAUACAUGAACGAUUUGGUACGGUUAGAGAGGGAAAGGAACAUAAGGCCGGAUCCAGAAAUUGAUGCAUAUAUGAAGGCAUCAUCUGUUGGCGGUAAAAAGCACAGUGUUUCAACAGAUUAUGUGUUGAAAGUGCUCGGUCUUGAUGUAUGUUCAGAGACAAUUGUUGGAAACGAAAUGGUAAGAGGCGUAUCAGGUGGACAGAGGAAAAGGGUCACCACAGGAGAAAUGGCUGUUGGCCCAAGAAAAGCCCUAUUUAUGGAUGAAAUUUCUACCGGACUUGAUAGUUCUACUACAUUCCAAAUUGUAAAAUGCACUCGGAACUUUGUUCAUCUAAUGGAUGCGACAAUACUAAUGGCUCUUCUUCAGCCUGCGCCCGAGACAUUUGAUCUCUUUGAUGAUCUGGUGCUGUUAUCAGAAGGGCAUGUGGUUUAUCAUGGUCCCAGAGCCCAAGUAUUGGAAUUCUUCGAGUCAUUAGGCUUUCGUCUACCCCCACGCAAGGGAGUUGCAGAUUUUCUUCAAGAGGUGACUUCUAAAAAGGACCAAUCUCAGUAUUGGGCAGAUAAAUCGAAACCAUACGUGUACCUUUCUGUUCCACAAAUUGCUGAAGCCUUCAGAAAUUCCAAAUUUGGAAGGACUCUGGAGUCUGAGCUUUCGGAUCCAUAUGAUAAGUCUAAUACUCAUCCUGCAGCGUUGGCAAAAUCAAAAUAUGCAGUCUCAAGAUGGGAGCUUUGUAAAGCAUGCUUUUCACGAGAAACCCUGUUGAUCAGCAGGCAUAAGUUUCUUUAUAUAUUUAGGACGUGCCAGGUUGCAUUUGUUGGAUUUGUUACAUGCACAAUGUUUCUGCGAACAAGACUGCACCCGACAGAUGAGGGACAUGGAGAACUUUAUCUUUCUUGCUUGUUUUUUGGGCUGGUGCACAUGAUGUUUAAUGGAUUUUCUGAGCUGCCUCUUAUGAUAUCUCGGCUCCCAGUCUUUUACAAGCAAAGGGACAAUUUCUUUCAUCCUGCGUGGGCAUGGUCUGUCGUGAGUUGGCUUCUGCGUAUUCCUUACUCCAUUAUUGAAGCUGUUGUAUGGUCUUGUGUUGUGUACUACACUGUUGGUUUUGCUCCUGCUGCUGGAAGGUAUUCUCUGUUUACUCAUACGCUCAAAGUUGCUCAAAUUCUUACAGUUUGUCCAAUACUCAUCACUUUUCAUAAAUAUUUCAGGUUUUUUCGUUUCAUGCUUUUACUGUUCUCAGUGCACCAAAUGGCUUUGGGUCUCUUUCGGUUCAUGGCUUCUAUUACGCGAGAUAUGGUCAUUGCCAAUACAUUUGGAUCAGCUGCGCUACUAAUUAUAUUCUUGCUGGGUGGAUUCAUCAUUCCGAAAGCAAGCAUUAAGCCAUGGUGGGUUUGGGCCUUUUGGGUAUCACCACUAUCUUAUGGGCAACGAGCUAUGUCCGUAAACGAAUUUGCUGCUACAAGGUGGAUGAAGAAAUCUUCUGUUAAUGAUGACACAAUCGGGUACAAUAUUCUUCACUCACACAGCUUACCAACUGGUGAUCAUUGGUAUUGGAUUGGAGUUGGUACCUUAUUGCUUUAUGCCAUACUUUUCAAUGGCCUUGUGACUAUGGCCUUGCUUUACCUAAAUCCACUUAGGAAGAACCAGACAGUGGUUCCAGUUGACAAAACAGAAGGGAGCCCUGCUGCAGAUGUGGCUGAAUCAAAGCCAACAUCGACUGAAACUAGCAGCCCCAAAAAGGGAAUGAUCUUACCGUUUCAGCCAUUGACAAUGACUUUCCAUAAUGUUAAUUACUUUGUUGACAUGCCAAAGGAAAUGAAGUCGCAAGGAAUACCAGAAAAUAAGUUGCAACUCUUGGCGAAUGUGAGUGGAGUAUUUUCACCAGGCGUUCUUACUGCUUUAGUUGGGUCUAGUGGAGCUGGUAAGACCACUUUGAUGGAUGUCCUUGCUGGUAGGAAAACUGGAGGAUACAUUGAAGGAGAUAUCAGAAUAUCUGGUUACCCAAAAGAGCAACGUACUUUUGCCAGAAUAUCGGGAUAUGUUGAGCAAAAUGACAUACAUUCUCCUCAAGUUACAGUUGAGGAAUCCCUGCUGUUUUCUUCUUCUCUUCGCCUGCCAAAGGAAGUCAGCAAAGAGAAAAGACUUGAAUUUGUUGAAGAAGUAAUGAGAUUAGUAGAGCUUGAUCCUCUAAGGCAUGCUUUGGUCGGCAUGCCUGGCAGUUCAGGCUUAUCAACAGAGCAAAGAAAACGCCUGACAAUCGCUGUGGAGCUUGUUGCAAAUCCUUCAAUUAUCUUUAUGGAUGAACCUACAUCAGGACUCGAUGCAAGGGCAGCAGCCAUUGUGAUGCGGACUGUUCGUAAUACUGUUGAUACAGGAAGAACGGUUGUCUGUACUAUACAUCAACCAAGUAUUGAUAUAUUUGAGGCAUUCGAUGAGCUUCUUCUUAUGAAACGAGGGGGGCAAGUUAUAUAUGGGGGAAAGCUUGGUUUGCACUCGCAGACAAUGAUAAAUUAUUUUCAGGGAAUCAACGGAAUCACUCCAAUUCCCAGAGGGUACAAUCCAGCAACCUGGAUGCUUGAGGUUACUACACCUGCUUGUGAAGAGAGAAUUGGUAAAGACUUUGCAAACGUUUACAGAAUUUCAGACCAAUACAGGGAGGUAGAAGAGUCCAUCAAACAAUUUAGUAUUCCUCCAGCUGGUUCAGAACCACUGAAGUUUGCAUCGACAUAUUCUCAAACUACAAUGUCGCAGUUUUUGAUCUGCUUAUGGAAACAAAAUCUUGUAUAUUGGAGAAGUCCACAUUAUAAUGCCAUGAGGUUGAUUUUUACAACGAUCAGUGCACUGGUAUUUGGUUCUGCAUUUUGGAAUGUUGGUACAAAAAGGGACUCACCUCAAGCGCUAAUGACGGUUAUGGGAGCUCUUUAUGCUGCUUGCUUGUUUCUUGGGGUCAAUAACGCUUCUUCAGUGCAACCAAUUGUUUCAAUUGAGAGGGCAGUAUUCUAUCGAGAGAAAGCAGCCGGGAUGUAUUCUCCAUUAUCUUAUGCAGCUGCACAGGGCCUUGUCGAGAUCCCAUACAUUGCUGUGCAGACAAUAGUAUACGGUGUAAUCACAUACUUCAUGGUUCAUUUUGAAAGGACGCUUAGAAAGUUUUUGCUCUAUAUUGUGUUCAUGUUCCUCACAUUCACCUACUUUACCUUCUAUGGUAUGGCGGCUGUUGGUCUCACACCUUCUCAACAUCUUGCGGCUGUUGUCUCCUCCGCUUUCUACUCUUUGUGGAAUCUCCUCUCGGGUUUUCUUGUCCCAAAGCCGCAUAUCCCGGGAUGGUGGAUGUGGUUUUACUACAUCUGUCCAGUGGCAUGGACCCUUCGAGGUAUUAUCACCUCGCAACUUGGUGAUGUGGAGACCACGAUGAAAGGACCUACGUUUCAGGGCACCGUGAAAGAGUACUUGGAGGUCAAUCUUGGUUAUGGCCCUGGGAUGAUUGGAGUUUCAGUCGCCGUGCUUGUUUGCUUUUGCCUCCUUUUCUUCAGCGUCUUUGCACUCUCAGUGAAGUUACUCAACUUUCAGAAAAGAUGAGUCGAGGGUUCAGUUCUUCCAACUUCAUGAUCUUCUCGCGUUUCAGAAUCUUGAAAAACGAUCCAUCAUCCAUGUCAUGAGUAAGAGACUAAGUUCCACAUCAAAGUUGUCGGAGAAAUCAAAGCUCAAGUGGCAGAGCCUUCGCUUACAACGCCAUCUACUGGUCAUCAAAAUCAUAAAUUUUCCCUUCUCACUAAGGAACUCAUGAGGAUAGUUACAAUCUAUGGAGAAAUUUAUAUAUGAAUUAGCAGUCCCAAUUUAACAGUUGAACUCUAUAAGCAGGGAGAAGUAUAUAGACUGCUGUCUACCUAUACAUUCUAUUGUCGAUUAACUGUUCGAUUUGAGAAUAUUAAUAAGAAUAGACAAUGCAAUGUUUUCA
This is a messenger RNA of Pyrus x bretschneideri (Chinese white pear), 5217 nucleotides long. RefSeq names its product ABC transporter G family member 31. The coding region runs from base 477 to 4838 and encodes 1453 amino acids. Gene Ontology annotation, cellular component: membrane. Gene Ontology annotation, molecular function: ATP hydrolysis activity; ABC-type transporter activity; ATP binding. Lineage: Eukaryota; Viridiplantae; Streptophyta; Magnoliopsida; Rosales; Rosaceae. The transcript has 23 exons. The record is from RefSeq and is a predicted model, not a curated record.